This is a messenger RNA of Gracilinanus agilis (Agile Gracile Mouse Opossum), 4027 nucleotides long. RefSeq names its product ceramide kinase (gene CERK). Gene Ontology annotation, molecular function: kinase activity. Bases 212 to 1774 code for a protein of 520 amino acids. The transcript has 10 exons. Lineage: Eukaryota; Metazoa; Chordata; Mammalia; Didelphimorphia; Didelphidae. The record is from RefSeq and is a predicted model, not a curated record.
ACUCCGGGCGCUCUCGUUGGGUUCCUCCCCCACCCACCCGGCAGAGCCUUAGGAAAGCUUCCGGUCUCGACUCCGCCCCGCCCCUGCGGGAGUCUCCCGAGCUCUCUUUGAUUCGGGGCCUCCUAUACCACCCCGCGGCGCCUCCAAUUCAAUUCUCUACCCAUUCCCGUCCCCUCGGCGUCCCCCAAACCAAGGCUCUUUUGCAUACGUGAUGACACACGUUCCUCCGCGGGGCCCCCUAACAACAGAGGGGAGCGGACCGCUACCCGGAACCCCGCCCCCUGGCCCGGCGCUGGUCGCGCGCGCGCGCGCGCUCCUGGCCUGGGAAGAGAGAGACGGGGACAGCGGGUGCGAGACGGGCGAGCGCUCGGCGGCGGGGCCGGGCCCAGGGGCCGCCAUGGAGGCUGAGCCUGGCCCGCCCCAGUUGUGGCUCAAGCGGCGCCGCUGCUUCCUCAGCCUCGACCGUCCACGGGCGCUGCUGGCCUGGGGACCUUGCUCGGACCCGGUCCCAGACCCCAGCCCUGACCGGCCCCCGGCUCCGACCCCAGCCUCGGGGCCCGGGGCCUAUUCAGUUCCUGUUUCUGAGAUUAUCACUGUAGAAGAAACAGAAAUUGAUAAGAAGGACCAUAAAAGUGGAAAAUGGCAAAAAAUGGCCAAGCCUUAUGCUUUUACAGUGUACUAUGUCAAGAGAGCGCAGAAAACCUGCCGCUGGCGCUGUGGCCACGUGACCUUUUGGUGCACGGACGAGGUGCUGUGUAACCAGUGGAUCCAGACACUCCGAGACUUGAUUAAGAGUCUGACCUGUAGACCAAAACACUUACUUGUUUAUAUUAAUCCCUUUGGAGGAAAAAGACAAGCCAAACGAGUCUAUGAACAGAAAAUCGUCCCACUGUUUAAUCUAGCAUCUAUCACCACGGAAGUCAUUGUCACUGAACAUGCUAACCAUGCCAAGGACAGUCUAUUCGAAAUUAAUAUUGAGAAAUAUGACGGAAUCAUCUGUGUUGGUGGAGACGGCAUGUUCAGUGAGGUGUUGCAUGGCCUUAUUGGGAGAACCCAGAGGGAUUAUGGCAUAGAUCAGAAUGAUCCCAAAGCAUCAUUAGUCCAAUGCAAUCUAAGAAUUGGGAUAAUCCCUGCAGGGGGUGUUGCCAUGUGGUUGGCUGCCCCCUCUGUGGGGGACGUGAGAUCCCAGAAACCCCGGUGGGCGGCAUCCCUGGGAGCCGGACCCAGUGAGUCUGUGGCGCUGCCUGGGGCCGGCUGCGCAGCCAUGUCCUGUUUUGACAUUUCAGAGGAAGUAGAAGAAUGGAAAAUGAUCCACGGGAAGUUUCUGGCAAUCAAUGCAACCAAUAUGAGCUGUGCCUGUCCACGUAGUCCCAAGGGCCUUUCACCAAUGGCCCAUUUGGCUGAUGGCUCCUUGGACCUCAUCCUGGUUCGCAAAUGUUCCCGCUUGAAUUUCCUGAGGUAUCUCGUCAGGCAUACCAACGAAGAUGACCAGUUUGACUUUACGUUUGUUGAGGUCUACCGGGUGAGGAAGUUCCAGUUUAUGUCGAAGCAUUCAGAAGAUGAGGAUGGCGAUCUCAAGGACUUAAGGAAAAAGCGCUUUGGGCCCAUCUGUAGCAAGCACCAGAGCUGUUGCUGCAGUCUUCCCAGCAGCACCUGGAACUGUGACGGAGAAAUUCUGAACAAUUCUGCUAUCGAGGUCAGGGUUCACUGCCAGCUGGUGCAGCUCUUCGCCCGAGGGAUUGAGGAGACCCCGAAGCAGGAGGCUCUCAGCUGAGGAUCUGUUGCCCGAUACGGCCUCACGGUGUGGCCACGUCAGUGCUUGUCAACUUCCAAACAUAUUUAUUAGAACAUCGGAGACCAAUUCUUUUGGUGCACACACACACACACACACACACACACACAUUUGAAAUUUGAAUUUAUUUUUGAUAGUUAAAUGUUGAUUUUAGAGAACUGCCUCUUUUCCACAGUAUCUGUACAUCCUGAACAUUUUACGUGGUGGUCAUUCUGGAGCCAGGGGGUGUGGAAGAGGCUGCCUGGCUCCCCUGCUUCUGGGGAGCCCCAAUCCAGCGGCCCCUCAUGAGAACAACUGUAGGAGAGUAGAGUGAGGGGAUGGCUUCAGACAGUCACCCACUCUGGAAAGGCCAGGGCUCAGCAGCAUUGUCUGCGAGCCCUAGUGAGUAUGGAGAGCCCGAGGCUUCACCCGGGAGUGGGAGGCCCAGAGUGAGGAAAUGGAGGCCUUCGUCUCCCUCUUCCUGACUUGGGGUUCAGGCUGUGUGCCUUGAUCCUUGACAUACUGUACCGUGUUCCAUACAGUAGAUGCGGGGCUAGGAAGAGCCGCCAGUGCGAAUGACUCAUUGGUUGUGUCUUGGCCGUGUCUGAAUGCUGGGCUGAUGGAGAGAGUUACCAAAGUGUCUGCAAAACUAGGUCAAACCUGGGGCCGCUGAUGGCCGGCCCCAAAGCCCCCCUUUGGGGUUCCAGAUGUCAGUGCUCUGCGUGGACGCGGGCCAAGCGGUGAUGCUAACAUUCGUGCUGCUGCUUGGGGAAGGGGCCAGAGCUGCAUUCCGUGUGUCACAGGUUCUCUGUGUGAACCCUUUGUGGUUUGUGCCAGAAAGCGAGUGUUCGGCGGACCCGCAGUCGUUCUUCGGCGGUCCAUUUGCGCCACCUUCGUGUGAGGGCCCGAGUUGGGCAGCAGGCCUCGCGCUUCUACCUCUUGGCCUUAAUCUCCAGGUAUUUGGGGGAAGUUUUGUCCUUUUCGACUCUCGCAUUGUCGGGGUCUGUGUUUGUGUCUUGUCUGCGAACCACGAUUCACCGUUCAUUUGCUGCCGAAGCACCUGAAAGCGCAGCUAUCAGGGAAGCAGAUUUUCUUCAAAGGCCUCCCUCUUCAGUAGCAGGACGAUAGUCCUUGUCGUCUCCGCGGCCCCACGUAGGACUCUUGGGAGCUCCGUGUUCUCCCCAGAAGUCCUCGGCCCACCUUUCACGGAGCUCUUUUCUGUUCUCGUCUGGAAUCCGGCGCGGAUGGCCUUUAGCGGUUCACAUAGCUGGUAGGACAUAGUUAAGGCGCAUCACGCCGUAGAGUUUAGAGCCGACUUAGAGCAGCUUAGUCUGAAUGGACGCCCACUUGCCUGUCCAACCCCGGGAGGGAGCGGGAAGCUCCUAGAGCUGUUCUCAUGAAAACAGGAAGCUUUUCAGGGUAAAAGUAGCCAGGUGCGCCUCAUGCUGAAACUCGGGGUCUGGAUCGAAACAGCCUGCCGUGGCUCCCAGCACUGAUUUGAGACGCUUUCACACUCCCCUCCCCCACAGGUCCUGAGUGCGAGGGAGCACAUCUCCUGCCCCGAUCUCUGCCCUGGCCCGGCGGGCACCACCCAAACACAGCCUGUCCAGGAGCCACCCUGACCCGGCAGGGUGAUGGCACGCCCCCCUCUGAGGCGACUGCCUUUGGGGCUGCCGUGCCAAACACACCCUGAACAAGUGAGCCUGCUUUUUGGGUCUUUCCCUCCGGCUCCAAAGGAGCAGCCCCGCCAGAGCCCCUCCUGGCCUUCCUAGCUGGUUUGGGCCUCUUCUCGAUGGGGAUCCCUGCAGAGAAGUGGCUGCCGAGGUGGUUCCCAACACUGGAACCUCGGCCUUGUCUGAAGGGCCUCGAGAAGGGGCCUCCCCUUCCCUGCUGCCUUGUCCGUGCCGCGAGAAUGGCAAGCCGGGUUCGAGUCCCGCCCAGCCAGGCCUUGCGGCUUUCUGCCCCUUCUUACGCUGGGUGAGGGAGGGCAGGAGAGGCGUGAGGGGUGGCCAAGCUGCACCCGUGUCCCUCCAGGAGAGCUGCUCUCGCUUAUCUUCAUGGAGAAAAGAGCUUCGCAGGCAUGCCCGCUUGUAUGCGAAAAGCUAUUCCUUAAAUACGGUCAUGGGGAGAAAGAGGUUAUUGAUGGAAAGUCUUGUUUAAUUUUCUUCCUAAUCUUGCUGGUUUCAAGAUUAGGAGAGAGGAUGCUUCAUGUCUGAUAUACUGCAAAGACGAAAAAUAAAAUUAUGUUGGACAGAA